Fimicolochytrium jonesii is the source of this 606-nucleotide messenger RNA. RefSeq names its product histone-fold-containing protein. The coding region runs from base 1 to 606 and encodes 201 amino acids. Gene Ontology annotation, cellular component: nucleosome. Gene Ontology annotation, molecular function: protein heterodimerization activity; structural constituent of chromatin; DNA binding. The record is from RefSeq and is a predicted model, not a curated record. The transcript has a single exon. Lineage: Eukaryota; Fungi; Chytridiomycota; Chytridiomycetes; Spizellomycetales; Powellomycetaceae.
AUGCCUAAUGAACGCACGACUUCUGGGCAAUCUCCACGUUUUCCUGUUCCUCCCAAGGGUGCCGCGCUUCACCAGCUUGUCAAGCAGAAGAAGCCCAAGCGCGUUAUUACCCAGGUCAUUACCAGCGAGUCCAAAGACCAAUCCCCCAAUAGUAUCGAAAAGAUCUUUGCUGGCCUCAACGACAGCGAUGAGAAUGGCAGCACCAAGAAUGACAGUGACAAGAACGACAACGACCACCAGGAAGCGCUUCCUGAAGCGCAGCCUUUGCUGUCCAAGCCUGUGAGCACGCCUGCCACAAAGCCCAAGGUCAAGCGCCGCGCUAAGGCUGCUGCCGCUUCCCUUCGGAAACGUCACAAUUCGACUGAGAUUCUUCUCCGCAAGUUGCCAUUCCAGCGUCUUGUACGUGAGAUCACCAAAGACGCUUAUGAGGAACCCUACCGCUUUCAGAAUGCUGCGAUGGGAGCUCUGCAGGAGGCGACGGAGAUCUACCUUAUCGCAUUAAUGGAGGACACCAACCUGGCUGCACUUCACGCAAAGCGUGUCACAAUCAAGCCAGUGGACAUGGUUCAUGUUCGCACCAUCAGGAAUGAACUUCCACGCGGUUAG